GGACCUAGCCCAUUUAAGAUUUCAGUAUCUUCUCACUUUCCAAACUAAUCCCAAACAGACUGCCCAAUUCUGAUCAGUGAUUUUCCAAAUACACUCUCAAUAUCCAACCAGAUUAUCCGCUUUUCAUUACUCGCAGAUUGCCCAAAUUGAAAAUCACCCAUUUGGGAUUGGGAAAAUUUAUUAAAAUAUUUGCAAAUUGAAACUUAAUUUCCUAAGCAACAUUUGAUAUCUACCAUUUCAGAAGACAGCCACAAAACUUAGCGAAAACAACUUUGAGAAACAGUUGAAGAAGUAUUUUCAAAAUGAGCAGCAAAUCAGAACUGAAAAAGAUACCCACUGCAAAACAGACAACCCGACAAAGGCCUCCUUUCAGACCCUAUGAAGACGAUGAUCCCGAUGAUGACGUCUUUGAAGACAAUCCCAAAAAAGCCAAGAACCCGAGGAUCGAAACAAAAACCGUAAAGAACAAGGAUACUGAUGAACUCUCGGAAAUGGACGACGACGAUGACAAAACAUCUGGCGAUUCUGGCAAGACUCCUUCAUCGCUUCAGCAAAUGCGAGCUCCCAAAUGUGCCAGAUGUCGCAACCACGGACACAUUUCGGCACUCAAAGGUCACAAGAGAUUCUGUCCAUUCAAGGACUGCAUGUGUGCCAAGUGCAUGCUGAUUGCCGAGAGACAAAGAGUCAUGGCCGCUCAAGUUGCUUUGAGACGACAGCAAGCGCAAGAGGAGAAAACCAGUUCCAUCACUAGUCACUCGCCCCGUGCUAACUUGGAAGGUUAUAACAGUCCAGCACAUUCAGGACCCGGCAUUAGUGGCCAAAUUGGAGACAUGGUAUCGAGGGAUCAAAGUGGGAGUGAUUUGUUUAGCAGUAGAAUCAUGGGAUGGAACUUAGGGCAGUCUAGGACCACACAUAAUAGCAUGGGAGUUUCUUCGCUGGACAACGCGAGCAGACUUGCCCUUCUACCUCAGACUUUCCAAAACCCAAACUCCAGUAUAGCCUCAGCUACAAUAUCUCCUCAGUCUUCUUCUUCUGCCAUUGUCCCUUUCGGCUACUUGGAAUCUCUGCUGUCUGAAAUGUUCCCCUUCUUCCCAAAAGACUACCUCUCUGUUGUACUCACACAGUGCAAUCGGGACAUCAUAACUGCUACCAAGGUGUGCACUCAGCAGAAAAACAACUUAGUCCAAAUGUACACCAGCCAAAGUCCAAAUAUAGCAGCAGCUACUAUCAACAGUCUAAUGCUAAACUUCAUUCAACAACAACAACAGCAACAAGUGAUCACAAAUAGCAAUGGAUACCACAAUAAUGUCAAUCAUCAAGUUAAAGCUUUAUCUGCCCACGCCAAUCCUACUACGCUUAUAAACCAAAGUAACCACAACACAUCUUGCAAUGGUAUGAACAGUUUGCCGUCAAUCAAGUCUUCAGACCUGUUUGCAGCCAUCGGAAAACUGACCAACAAAGAAAGUCUGCACUUUUCAAGAGACUCAAAAUUUGAAGAAGUUAAAAGAGCAGGGAACAAAUCAGAUUUUCCUCAUACAAAAGAAACAUGAGA
Messenger RNA from Symsagittifera roscoffensis, 1552 nucleotides. Its product is annotated as doublesex- and mab-3-related transcription factor A2-like. Gene Ontology annotation, cellular component: nucleus. NCBI's taxonomy places the organism in Eukaryota, Metazoa, Xenacoelomorpha, Acoela, Convolutidae. Gene Ontology annotation, biological process: regulation of transcription by RNA polymerase II; sex differentiation. Gene Ontology annotation, molecular function: DNA-binding transcription factor activity, RNA polymerase II-specific; RNA polymerase II cis-regulatory region sequence-specific DNA binding. The transcript is spliced from 4 exons. The record is from RefSeq and is a predicted model, not a curated record. Bases 303 to 1550 code for a protein of 415 amino acids.